Cladophialophora yegresii CBS 114405 is the source of this 1278-nucleotide messenger RNA. RefSeq lists its product as uncharacterized. Bases 1 to 1278 code for a protein of 425 amino acids. The record is from RefSeq and is a predicted model, not a curated record. The transcript has 5 exons. NCBI's taxonomy places the organism in Eukaryota, Fungi, Ascomycota, Eurotiomycetes, Chaetothyriales, Herpotrichiellaceae.
AUGGCGGUGUUCUGCGACCUGGAGGACGACGAGUGCUCAUCCCGCAGUCGAUCGCGCUUCGAUGCAGAUUUAUCUUCCUACCACGAUCAGCUGAGACUGGCUGAAGAAGUAGAAUCCGGUACAGCGAUCAAGCUUGGCCAUGUCAAGAAUGUCAUGGCUCAGGCGUUGACUACCAAUAAACUGGCCGCCGUUCUGACAUGCUACCCUGUUGCGCUGUCCCUCUCGUCCCACCUUGACCUCAACGACUUAUACUCUUUGGCAGCGACAUGUCAUGGCGUGCAUGCAAGCCUCACCCAGUACAGCCGCCAAUUGAAGUCUCAGUCACUACGUUGCAGCCAUGACGGAAGGCCAGUGCUGGCAGAAGCGCUGUGGGCGCAAAGAGACAGGACCCAUGCCGCCACCGAAGCUAUUGCGGGAGGCUCGGUGCAUAUACAGCCUACUGGGAUCUACGAUUCCAUCGGCGUUUCAAGCAAGAUCAGCUCUUGUGCACGGGAUUUGGUCGGCCCUUGUAGGAAAUGUGGGACGAUUGUCUGCCGGAAUUGCACCGUCAAACCGCUUAGCAACAUCAGACUCAAGGAGCGACUACGCAGAUUAUGCAAGACAUGCCUCGAUGCACCGAUCGAAGCACACUUCCACGGUCUGAACACCCCUGAUGAUCCGAUUGACGCUCCACCAGCAUCCAAGCUUAGUACUCAUGCUUUCACUUCACCAGCCUUUCUCCGUGGCCCUUGUACCUGCGAGUCUCGCGGUGUAUUUCUGUGCGCGCCCUGUGGAGGGAAUCUUCGAGCCGCGGAUACCACCUAUCAAAGGGUAUUCACGUGGCGCUCACGUUACAGUACGCACAUCGGUGGCGGACUCGGUACGGGGCUAGGCCUCGGCAAUCAAGGUCAGAAGUGUGGGCGCGGGGCGUCUUGUCUGGACACAAGUAGCGAAGCGGUAUCCUGGGUUGAAACCGACUGUCCGGAGGACAAGACUCAGGAUACUGCAGAUUAUGACGGCCAUAGCCUAAGUCGAGUAGGCACCCCAGAUUCGUCUAGCAACAAGCCUGGAUAUCUCCAACAAGAAGUUGAGGGUAUAGGAGGCGUCCUCAAGAAGAAAGUGAAGAGAAGAGUCAAAACUGGCGCUUGCACUUAUGAAUACGCAGACGAGCGCGAAAGUGGAAAGUAUCUAGAAAGAGAGCGUACAGGGGCAGUACGGAGUUGGUGCGGAUGGUGUGCCAGAGUUGUGCCUUCUCUCAAGGACAAGCAGGACUCAUGCCUUGACCAGAUGGCGGUCUAA